Molecule: messenger RNA, 2360 nt
Organism: Pyricularia oryzae 70-15
Lineage: Eukaryota; Fungi; Ascomycota; Sordariomycetes; Magnaporthales; Pyriculariaceae
Exons: 2
Coding region: 294-2171 (625 amino acids)
Biological process (GO): secondary metabolite biosynthetic process
Molecular function (GO): oxidoreductase activity, acting on CH-OH group of donors; flavin adenine dinucleotide binding
Source: RefSeq, a predicted model, not a curated record
GACCCCUGAAAAAGAGCAAGCGCCUCGUGCCGCUCGUGUGAUUCUAGAUUUGAUCUGCUUGAUUCGGAUGUCGGCUGGAGGAGGCGCAGACUAAGAAACGCUGCAGACAAGCUCCGAUUCUAGUCAGGAGACUGGAUCGUGCUGCUGAGAUCCUUCGUCCAUUCUACAGCCACGGGUUUUGCUUUUUAUUUAAAGCAGCCCUGUCGGCUGUCUCUCGAGCUGCCAAGACACAUCCAUCAUCCAUCGUUUCUUUUUCUCCUCAUCUUUUGUCUUCACACUCAAGCCCUCCAACCAUGCCGUCUUACAGACUCGCAGCAGUUACCCUGACGUGGCUCGCAGGGGCGGUCACGUCCUCGCCGGGCGCGUACGAGAAGCGCUUCAGCUGGCAGCUCGGCGGAAGCCCCCAGUUCGACUACGUGAUCGUCGGUGGCGGCACCGCGGGCCUGGCCCUCGCGAACCGUCUCAGCGCCGACGCGAGCAUCAGCGUGGCCGUCGUCGAGGCGGGCACGUACUACGAGGUGACGCAGCCGCUCAUCGCCUCGACGCCGGCGGGUGAUACCUUGUUUGUCGGCUCGGACCCCAGUGACACGAACCCGCUCGUCGACUUGGAUUUUGUCACGGAGCCCCAGGCCGGUGCGAAUGGGAGAAAGAUACACUAUGCGCGGGGCAAGUGUCUUGGUGGCAGCUCGGCGAGGAACUUUAUGAUCUACCAGCGGGGAUCCAAGCAGUCGUACCAGAAGUGGGCGGAUGCUAUCGGCGACAAUAGCUAUACCUGGGAUGCAUUACUUCCUUACUUCAAGAAAUCGGUGGCAUUCACCCCUCCAGGAUCAUCCAGAUUCGAGAACGCCACUGCCGAAUAUAACCCUCAAGCUUUUUCGUCAUCCGGCGGGCCCCUGCGCGUUACCAGCGCAAACUACGCCCAGCCGUUCAGCACUUGGAUGGAGCCAGCCCUGAACGAAAUUGGAAUCGAUUCCACGCAGGACUUCAACAGCGGCAAGCUGAUGGGAGCGCAGUACUGCUCUAGCACCAUCAACGCUGCCAAGCAGACCCGCGAAUCCAGCCAGACCUCAUACCUGGAUGAGGCUUCUAGCAGGCCCAACCUCAAAGUCUAUUCGCUGACCAAAGCCCGCAAGGUCAUUUUUGACAGCAACAAGAAGGCCACGGGCGUCGAGGUGCAAUCUCAGGUUGCCGGUGCCAUUGGAUUGGGCGGCUUGACCAAAUUCACCCUGUCGGCGCGCAAAGAGGUCAUCUUAUCUGCCGGGGCCUUUCAGAGUCCCCAGCUGCUCAUGCUGUCUGGCAUUGGUCCGAAGGACCAGUUGAACAAGUUCCAAAUCCCAAUCGUUGCGGAAAGACCCGGCGUCGGACAGGGAAUGGAGGACCACGUCUACUUUGGUCCAUCGUACCGGGUCAACGUCCAGACCCUGACCCGCCUGUCCAACGACGUCCUAUACACCGGUGCCCAGUUCAUCGGUCCCUACUCGAUAAACCACGAAGGACCGCUGACAAACCCAGUUGCCGACUUUCUCGGCUGGGAGAAGACGCCCCGAAACCUGCUCACCCCCAACUCCACGUCGGUUCUAGACUCGCGUUUCCCAGCCGACUGGCCCGAAAUCGAAUACCUCUCGGCCCCCGGCUACAUUGGCGACUUCAACAACCUCUUCACGGCCCAGCCCAAAGAUGGCUACCAGUACGCCUCCAUCCUGGGCGCGCUCGUCGCCCCGCUGUCGAGGGGCACCGUGACCCUCAAGUCGGCCAGCCCCAACGACCUGCCCCUGAUCGACCCGGGCUGGCUGACCGACCCGACCGACCAGAACGUGGCCGUGGCCGCCUACAAGCGGUUGCGUGCCGCGUUUGCAAGCGAUGCCAUGCGCGACGUCCUGACCGACCCCGUCGAGUACUUCCCCGGCCCGGCCGUGCAGACCGACGAGCAGUUGCUGCAGACCAUCAGGAACACCGUCAUGACGGUCUGGCACGCCUCCUGCACCUGUCGCAUGGGCAAGCGGGACGACCCCAAUGCGGUCGUCGAUAGCAAUGCCAGGGUGAUUGGGGUAACGGGUUUGAGGGUCGUCGACGCGAGCAGCUUUGCCCUGCUGCCUCCGGGACAUCCUCAGAGCACCGUCUAUGUUCUGGCUGAGAAGAUUGCGGCUGAGAUCUUGGCGGGGAAGAAGUAGAUGCAAGACUUCUAGGUUUGUUUGCAGUUUCGAAAUGCUCUAUUGCAACACUCACUCGAUAUUUUGAGUCUGUGUUGUAAAAGUUGCAAUUGAUGUGAAGUUGGAGUUGAAAAUCCGAUAUUAUUCGGGCAGGCAAUACUAGGUAUAUGAUAGAAAUCUUUGGCGUAAAUAAUUCAAGUCUUUCCCGAA